AUGUCUGAUGCCUUCACCUCCAAAGUCCUUAUCGUCGGCGCCGGUCCGGUCGGCCUCGUCGCAGCGCUGGCUCUCUCGUUGAACGGAGUGAAAGUGCGCAUCAUCGACAAGCUUCCCGCUCCUGCCGUUGGCCAGCGUGGUUCUACCAUAGCCCCGCGCACCCUUGAGGCGUACCGCCUUCUGGGUAUCCUACCCGACGUUCUCAAGCUCGCAACACCCUUCCCAGAGAUCCAGGAUCAUUCUCCUGAUGGCACACCCGGACGGCGCUUCUCUAUUCUCCCGCGCUUGCCGCCGUCCCCCGCGGUGCCGUACCCUAACCACUUGCAACUCGGACAAGACUACGUCGCGGGGAUACUGCGCGAACACCUUGAGCGUCGAUGCGGGGUCAAUGUUGAAUGGGGUACGGAGUGCGUCGGGCUGGAGCAGGAUGGCGAUGGUGUGAAUGUUGCCAUAAGGAAGGGAGAGACCGAUGGGCGUCUAAAAGUUGAAUAUGUCAUCGGCGCUGACGGCGCUAAGAGUAUGGUGCGCAAGCUCACAGGCUUCUCCUUCGAGGGCGAGACGGCAGCGGACACGCGUAUGCUCAUCGGCGACGUUGAGCUAUCGGGCUUCGAAGGAGAAAGCACGGACCCAGCCAUCCGCAUGUUCAAAGACGACGACGGUAACAAUAUCAUAAUCCGACCUGUCCCCGAACGCCCAGGCCUAUGCUUCAUCGUAUCCCGCGGCCCUCUGCUCGAUAUCCCGCGAGCAUGUGCCGAUCAUGCAUACCUUUUAUCUCAUAUCCGGUUCCUCGCGUCUCGUGAAGACAUCAAGAUGGGCGCGGAGUGCACCGUAACGGAAUGGCACCUCAACGUUCGCAUGGCGAAUACCUUUCAGAAGGGACGCAUCUUCAUCGCGGGCGAUGCCGCACAUGUACACAGUCCUACCGGAGGACAAGGGCUGAACAGCGGUGUAAUGGACGCGAUGAAUCUUGCUUGGAAGCUCGCCCUCGUUGUGCGCGGGGCUGCCAUACCCUCACUCCUCGACACCUACAGUACCGAGCGCACGCCACCCAUACGCGAGAUGCUCAACCUCACGACCACACGCACAAAACACAACUUCGCGCUCAAGCGGACAGCAGAUGCAGCAGCGCACCCGCUAGCCUUCCGCAUGCUGGGCGUGCAUUGUCGAGGCAGCGAUAUCGUCAACGACGAACUGGUCGUCGAUAGGCGGACCGAAAUCGAGGAGGUCAGCGCUUACGGAGGCGAGGGCGAAGACACUGGGCGCGUUCAUGCUGGUGAUCGAGCGCCUGACGCGCCUGGACUACGCGAUGCCGACGGCACGGAACGCAGCCUUUUUGAUCUCUUCGAUUUGGCGAAGCACACUGUUCUCGUCUUCGACCCUGCGCUCGUGGACGAGCUGCUAGGCGCCGUUCAGACAUUCGAAGUAGAAUGCAUACAGACGUUGUUGGUGCUGGAGGCAGGCUCAGCGUCGUGUACCAGCCCUCGCGGUGUGCAGGUCGUGGUUGACUUCAAGGGGCUCGCGUCGCAGGCGUAUUCGGUGGCUCAGGGCACGCGUAUCGCAGUCGUGCGCCCAGAUGGCGUUGUGGGCGGUAUGCUCAAGGGUACAAAGGGUGUCAAUGACUACUUUGCGCGUGUCUUGAACUCUGUUGCUUGA
This is a messenger RNA of Peniophora sp. CBMAI 1063, 1653 nucleotides long. Lineage: Eukaryota; Fungi; Basidiomycota; Agaricomycetes; Russulales; Peniophoraceae. The record is from the annotation of a GenBank genome assembly.